GAAAACACCCAGGGCGGAAGUUUAAGCAGCUUGGUUGUCACUUAAGAAACACGUUGAGCUAAAUUGUGGACCAAGCCGACAGUCAAACCGUGAUUGUUUGUUAUAUUUCAGGAUGGAUGUGGCAGCGGAAUGAACGGGGCGAUCUCGGCUUGUCUUUUUUCUGUGAUUUCAACCCCCUAGAGGAUAUGCUGUGUUUUUAUCUUUCAGUAUCUCAUUCAGGAAGGAAGCAAUUGCACUGGAAACCUGCAGAGCUGAGCUAACCCAUUUUUGUUAUACUGCUUCACGACUCUUCUUUUAUACCGCAAUUUCUGGGGAAAUGAGAGCGACAUUAUUCCUGCUGCACGCCAUCUCAUGUUGCUGGUUGGUCGGUGCCACACUUUCCAAAACUGAUGCAAAGAAGUCGCAUAAAGCUGAGGCCGAGGUGAGCAACUUCAGGUCGUUUACCUUGAAACCUGUGGGGGGCUGUCAGGUCAUGCAUGUCCUACCUUACCUGCAUGUUUGUUUGCAUGUCACAGGGCUCAGCAGAAAUGUCCAGGAUCAGUAAAAAGUAAACAUGCACCAUUAAAUCGGCCGGCCGAUCGAUCGGCACUGAUUUCCUCAAAUUUGGGGGAUUGGUGAUUGGCUGAUCCUUACGUAUGAAACCAGUUUUAUCCACCGAUCUUCUUUACCUCAGCAAAGGUCUGAAAGUCAGCCGUUUUAGCUUUUGGCUUUGCCAGAAUGACAGGCUCGCCCACCAGGUCAUGUGUGCACGCAUGUUAUUAAAAAAAAUCGGUAUCAGCCAAAAUCGGUAUCGGCAGGUCAAGCUUUUUAAAGAUCGAUGAUCGGCCAGAAAAUUGUCAUCGGUGCACCCCUGGUAAAAAGGCCCACAUCUUUACCUGACAUCUUUCCACUCUUGAUGUGUAUGUGUAUCUGUAUCUGUCAUAGAGCUUGACUUUCCUCUCCCUCUUGACUUUUCAGACCUCACCAGCUGAACUGUCUGUGCUGGAGAGAGGCCUUGUUGUGUCAGACCCUCACUGGAAAGACAUUGUGAAGGAGGAAAAGAGACACUGCGUCCACAUUAAGAAGACAUUUCAGGGACAGGUUCUUGGUUAUGUCACACCUGUAAGUCUGAAAUCCAGCCCAGCAACGUGGCUACCUUCACUUGUCAACAUUGACAGUAGAGUUAUUGCCACAGUGUACAAAGAAGCUUUUGUCUUUUUCUCAGUCUGUCUCAGUCUUGUAUUCAUUCACACUUGACUUAAUGGUACUCCUUCUCAGAAAGUAAUAGUUGGAAGUUCAGCUGAAACUGACUUGGCCUGACAGAUCUACAUUUAAGUCAUUUAAAGUUUCAAAGUUCUUAUCAUGCAAACUAACUUUAUUAUGAAGCAACCAUUUCCAGCUAAAAGACUGUAACUUUAAUAAAACUGCAACCACAAGUUGAUCCUGCACUUCAUAUAAAAUAGACUUGGUAGUAUUAAAAUUGUGACGAUAAUCUUUUUUUCUUUUUUAUGCAAAAAAAAUAGUCUCUUCUUAUUCAAGGGUCUCUAUAGUUAAGAUCAAAUGAUUUGCUUUUCCUUCAUCAAAGGUACUCAGAGACAUAUUUCUUGGGCAAAUAAUGUAAAUAAGGAAUACAUAACUAUUGUAUACACUGCAAAGUCGUUCUUUAUUGUGAAAGUCAUUUUUCAUGAUACUUUCAGGCUGUAGUCAUGGUGGUGGAAAAGUCUGUUCCUUUAGAGUUGAUAGUCAAAACAGCUGAGCACACACUUCAUAAUCAGCAUCAGAUAAACAAAAAGAAAAAGAGUUGCUGCUUCUAGCUUCAGAGGUUAGUAAAUAUGACCAUCAUAUACACUGAUGAUGUUCAAGUUAGAGUGUUAUUCAAGGGCCAGAGUUGAGAGGCAAAUUAUUGCAUUAACUAAAAAAAAAUACAUUAAACUUUUCUCAUGGUGCUCCUUGUCUAAGUUGUUCUGACUCAAUUCCUCCAUGUUUACAGUCUUUUUCUCCAAUUUUGUAGUGGAACUCCCAUGGCUAUGACAUUGCCAAGAUGUUUGGCUCUAAGCUGACAUCAGUGUCUCCAGUGUGGCUUCAGCUCCGUCGACGGGGCCCUGAAACAUUUGAUGUGACAGGACUACAUGAUCAUGACCCAGGUAGAGGACUGAACCACAAAUACUCAAACGUUUGUCCAACCUUCGUUAGAAACCAUAUAUAUAUAUAGUUAUUUUGUUUAUUUCUAAUCUUUUUAUGCCUUUAUUUGGAGAGACAGGAUAUAGUGGGGAAUGGUUAGUGUUAGGGCUACAGUUGGAGGAUUACAGCUUCUGUACAUAGGGCAUGCAAUUUAACGAUUGAGACUGACCAACACCCAUUUAAUUCUAUUACUUUUUUAUGAUUGGCCUGUUUUAUUAUUUUUUUGAUUAUCUAAGGACCACUGCAAUUAAUUUUAAGCUGCAUUUAAGAGUCCUAUUGUUUUUCUAGGCUGGGUCAAAACUGUACGUAAAUCCAACAAAAAAGUCCGGAUUGGUGAGUCGAUGUUCAUCUCUGCACACAAGUGAGCCCUAUUCUGCUAUUCUGGAUCAGUGCCUGUGGUUUCACAUGGGACCCUGCUGUUUGCUCAUUUUCUUUCCUCUCAGUGCCGCGGCUGUUAUUUGAUGGCUGGUCUUACCAGGAUUACAUGACUGUGCUGGGGAGUGAAGAUGAAAUUGAGGAGCUGGGCAGCGAGCUGGUGGAUGUUGCAAAGGUAAUUAAGGGAUGUGUUUAGUUUUAACUCCCCUGCAGCAGCUUUGUUUUGCCCUGUGUCAGGCUAAUAAGCUUUGGCUUUGCAGACUGAAGGUUUUGAUGGCUUUACAUUGGAGCUGUGGAGCCAGCUGGGAGGCAACAAAAGGAAGUGAGUUUACACUGUUGCUUUGUCAGUUUUACAAACGAAUAAAUAAUGUUGUAGCUAACAUGUUAAAUCUUCUCCACACAGGGAGCUGGUUCACAUGGUGAAACACAUAUGUGAGACGUUAAAGGCUAAAAAAUUAGACUGCAUUCUUGUUAUUCCACCCGCAGUGACAAGGUGACUGGAAACAGUUCAAUAUCAGACACUAAAAAAGUUGAACGUUGUUACAGGAAUUGGUGUUAAUUUCUUUAAUUUUCUUGUUUUCCUAUCAUUAACAGUGCAGGGCAGCCGGGGAUGUUUGGCAGGGAGGAGUUUGAGCAGUUGGCCCCUGCAGUAGACGGAUUUAGCCUUAUGACAUAUGACUACUCCAGUGGUACCAGGUGAGCAUCACUGACAACGUCCAUUCAUUCAUUCAUUUUGGCAGUAUCUUCAGGGAUAUAUAAACAGCAUUAAUGAAGUCACUGUGAUAAUUCUUGUUGCAUAUAUUAUUUUGAGUUUGUUUUUGUUUCUUAUUGGAAUAGAGCAGGUCCAAGCUCUCCUUUGCCCUGGGUGAGGGACUGUGUCCUCCAGCUUGCACCCAACACUCAGUGGAGGCAAAAGAUCCUGCUGGGAAUCAAUUUGUAUGGCCUUGAUUUUGCAAGCCAGGGAACAGAGCCAAUCCUGGGUGGAAGGUACAAUAUUAUAUUGACAAAUGUUGGACAACCAGAGCAUUGUAGUCUGUUUAUUUGGUUUUAGUCUUUUUUUAAAUUUGCAGUGGAGGUUUAAUUUAAAAGAAUGACACUAACAAUUCCCAUAAUAAAGUUUGUAGAUACCAAAUAAAAGGACAGUAAAAACCAGUGUGUAAAUGAAACCGAUUUCACCCUCUUUGCCUUAGCCUUACCCUCAUCGUUACCAAGACAAAAAAACACCUUCACAGAAAUCUACCAUGUGAAGUAACUUUUCUGUCAUUAGCAAAAAAUAUCCCUGAAAUACAGUAAAAACAAAAGGGUGAAACUGAUUGAGAACUCAGUCUCAGAUUCAGACCUCUGUCUAAAACUGCUCUCAUUUUUUUAAUUGCAGGUACAUAGAGAUUUUGCGAGAACACCGACCAAAACACCUCUGGGAUGAAUAUUCAGGAGAGCAUUACUUCAGUUACAAAAAGUACUGAUUCAUAACACUUAAGUUAACAAAUGAUGGAAAAAAAUCUGAAAAAUCUUAUAACAUCACUUACCAAAACCUGUGGCUUUCAUUUCAGGAACAAUGCAGUCAAGCAUGUGGUGUAUUAUCCGUCUCUAAAGGUAAGUCUUUUUCACAUAUAAGUUUAUUUCGAAGAAAAAAGGGAAACUAUUGACUUAAGUGAUGUUUUUAGUAGGUGCACUGCUAAAUGAUGGGUACUGAUAUUGUUCAAACUGUUUUACAGUCAAUCUACCUGCGGAUCUCUUUAGCAACUGAACUUGGAACAGGAAUUUCCUUAUGGGAACUGGGACAAGGACUGGACUAUUUCUAUGAUCUCCUAUGAGAGUUGGACUUGAAAGUGAUGAAUGGACCCUCAAUCGUCAGCACUUUUUUUUUGACAGGAUGCACUAAAAAAAAGUGCCGAAUGCUGGUCUUAACUACGAGUGUGAGUGACAUGUUCUCAGCUUAAGGGUUUAAAAAUCAAUGUGAAUGAAUCUGGGAUUUGUUGAUUCAAAGAUGGUUGCAGCGGGUAGUCGGUACUUCAGUAUGUUUUACUGUUUCAGGGAUGAUGAAACUGACAGAAAAAAAAUCUACUUGAACCCUUCAGUUAGAGUGCAUCAAUAUCUAUCAGCCACAGAAAGUGCAUGAUCACCACUGUACAGUAUAUGUAAGUUAUAAAUGAAGGGUAACCUUGUUGUAAGGCCUUCUUACUUCACAUGCCUCAAACAUUUGCAGCUUCCCUGAAGUCUACAUCUUUCAUUACCCAGCUCUCCAUUUCUGCACUUGGAUUGUUUUUUGCCUGCUGAAGAUGCAGCAUUUUUCCCUCAAAGCUGUAUCUUCUCUUAACAUCCCAAGUCUUCUCAUGUUUUUAAUUUUUCAAAUCAAGACAUAUGAUUGUGUGUUUUUAUGAAGUUCAGAAUAUGAGCAUUGACAAGAGUGAAAGUCAUAUUUACAAUGUUGACAAACAUCUGUUCUGACCAGAAUCUUCCACUUUUUUUCUGAGAUGAAUGUUUUAUUACAUGAAAAUAAACUUGGAUCAACGCAGCAGUUUAA
This is a messenger RNA of Xyrichtys novacula (pearly razorfish), 5059 nucleotides long. NCBI's taxonomy places the organism in Eukaryota, Metazoa, Chordata, Actinopteri, Labriformes, Labridae. The record is from the annotation of a GenBank genome assembly.